Messenger RNA from Linum trigynum, 1311 nucleotides. Lineage: Eukaryota; Viridiplantae; Streptophyta; Magnoliopsida; Malpighiales; Linaceae. The record is from the annotation of a GenBank genome assembly.
AUGGCUUCCACCACAUUCAACGCUUCGUCGAGUCUCCCUGCUACUUUGAAAGGCUUGGAUUGCAACACCUACAAACCGACCCUGGGUAAUUUAAGGUUCAUCGCGUCGCCUAAUAAGAAACCCAUCGCUGUUCCUUCUUCGUCUUCUCCGGCUCCGAAACGGCGGGUGCUUCCUUUGGCGAGAGCGACCAGCGAUGUGCCGGUGAAGACGGGAUUGAGCGAUGCGGAAUGUGAAGCAGCUGUUGCCGCUGGGAACGUCCCCGAGGCGCCUCCUGUCCCGCCCACACCCCUUGCUCCCGCCGGAACUCCCGUCGUUCCUUCGCUUCCGCUUUCCAGGCGCCCUCGUCGAAAUCGAAGGUCACCUGCGCUUAGAGCAGCGUUUCAGGAAACCACUAUAUCCCCGGCGAAUUUUGUUUAUCCACUUUUCAUUCACGAAGGCGAGGAGGACACGCCUAUUGGGGCUAUGCCAGGAUGUUAUAGGCUUGGAUGGAGACAUGGGCUUUUGGAAGAGGUUGCAAAGGCCCGGGAUGUUGGUGUGAACAGUAUAGUACUCUUCCCUAAAGUUCCUGAUGCCUUGAAGACCCCUACUGGAGAUGAAGCUUAUAAUGAAAAUGGUCUAGUUCCAAGGACCAUACGGCUGCUCAAGGACAAAUUCCCUGGUCUUGUCAUAUAUACUGACGUAGCUCUCGAUCCGUAUUCAUCCGAUGGGCAUGAUGGUAUUGUGAGAGAAGAUGGUGUCAUAAUGAAUGAUGAGACAGUACACCAACUGUGCAAGCAAGCUGUUGCACAGGCUCGAGCAGGAGCUGAUGUUGUUAGUCCUAGUGACAUGAUGGAUGGUCGUGUUGGAGCUAUCCGUGAUGCUCUAGAUGAUGCAGGGUUUCAGCAUGUUUUAAUCAUGUCCUACACGGCAAAGUACGCUAGUUCUUUCUAUGGCCCAUUCCGGGAAGCACUGGACUCAAAUCCACGUUUCGGUGAUAAGAAGACUUAUCAGAUGAACCCUGCAAAUUAUAGAGAGGCUAUGGUUGAGGUCCAUGAAGAUGAAUCUGAAGGGGCUGAUAUACUCCUGGUGAAACCCGGUCUUCCAUAUCUUGAUAUCAUCAGGCAAAUAAGAGACAACUCUGCAUUGCCAAUUGCUGCAUAUCAGGUCUCGGGGGAAUACUCGAUGAUCAAAGCUGGCGGGAUGCUGAAAAUGAUUGAUGAAGAGAAGGUAAUGAUGGAGUCCUUGUUGUGUCUCCGAAGAGCUGGCGCUGACAUCAUCCUCACCUAUUUCGCUCUGCAAGCUGCUAGAUGUCUGUGUGGCAAAAAAAGGUAA